This is a messenger RNA of Corythoichthys intestinalis (scribbled pipefish), 1769 nucleotides long. Its product is annotated as inward rectifier potassium channel 16-like. The record is from RefSeq and is a predicted model, not a curated record. Gene Ontology annotation, biological process: potassium ion import across plasma membrane; regulation of monoatomic ion transmembrane transport. The transcript has 2 exons. NCBI's taxonomy places the organism in Eukaryota, Metazoa, Chordata, Actinopteri, Syngnathiformes, Syngnathidae. Gene Ontology annotation, molecular function: inward rectifier potassium channel activity. Bases 61 to 1194 code for a protein of 377 amino acids. Gene Ontology annotation, cellular component: plasma membrane.
GUCACUAUUCUGCGUUUUGCUGUGACAGGUGCCUCGCCUCAUUACAUCUAAGCCGCCAGGAUGCAGAAGUUGUACCAAAGCGUGGACGGAGGCGGCGGCGUGACAGCGGUGACUACGCAGACAAGUCCCAAGCGGCGCUAUGUCCGCAAAGAGGGCAGCUGUGACGUGGUUUUCCGCCACGUUCCCGAGGAGUGGCUCCUGUUCGUCACUGACAUCUUCACCACCCUGGUGGAGAUCCGCUGGAGGGUGAUGUUCCUCAUCUUCGCGCUGUCCUACAUCCUGUCUUGGCUCUUCUUCGGGCUCCUCUUCUGGGUCAUCGCGCUGGCCCAUGGCGACGAGCAGGACCACGGGACGACGCCUUGCGUCUACGAGGUCCGCAGCUUCACCGCCGCCUUCCUCUUCUCGCUGGAGACUCAAACCACUAUCGGCUACGGCGCCCGAGGGAUGUCGGAGAACUGCCCCGUGGCCAUCGUGGUGGUGACCAUCCAGGAUGUUGUCAGCUGUUUCAUCGACACCUUCGUCAUCGGCAUCGCCGUGGCCAAGAUGGCCUCGGCUCGCAAGCGAGCCCAGACUGUGGGCUUUAGCAACUGCGCCGUGGUCAACCUCCGCGACGGCUAUCUAUGCCUUACCUGGCGAGUGGGUGACUUCCGCCGCAACCACCUGGUGGAGGGUACGGCGCGCGCUCAGAUCGUGCGCUCCCACACCCACAUCACCGGCCGGGUGGACAUCACCUACCAGGACCUGCUGAUCCAGCAGCCGGACAUCAUCCUGGUGACACCCACCGCUAUCUGCCACCGCAUUCAAGAGGACAGCCCGCUUUACGGGAUGAGCCCGGGCGACCUAUCACGCUCCGACCUGGAGGUGGUGGUGUCCUUCACAUACACCGACGACAGCACGGGAACGCUGCACCAGACGCGCACGUCCUACACCCGCGAAGACAUCUUGUGGGGCCACGUCUUCCAGGAAAUGAUCCGAGCCGGGAGGAGGCGCUACGUGGUGGACUACCUGCUUUUCAACCAGACCGCCAAGGUCCAAUUGCCCGAGAUCAGCGCAGAAGCGUACCGGCUCAAGAAACGGUCGCGGCCCUCGUCGAGACCUUCGCCACGCUGUGCUCGCCCUGAAGCUGUCCCGACCCCCCCGAAAUUGACACUGACUCUGCCAGAUGCCCAACCGGACGAGCGGCUGGAAAAGUAGCCGUAAUGCACAAAGAAAGAGUGACAACAUCAAAACCAUCUUGCGGAAGGGUUUUAGCAUCCUGCUAGAUUCUUUCAAAAGAAGAUUUUUACUUAACUCUUUCUACCAGAACAUUCUUCAUGGAAACCCCUACCAGUCUGCUCCUAAAACCUUUAUCUACAAAACAUUUUCUAGAAUCCAUCCAUCCAUUUUCUCCACUUAUCCGGUGUUGGGUCACAGGGGCAGCAGCUAAUUUCCAGCAAAAAGCCUGUUUGAACAUCUUCAAGUUCUGACCUUUAAGUCAAACUCUUACACAAUAAAUCAUACAAGAACCUACCAGAACUGGUAGAAGCUUAUUUUAUCACUAUAACCAGGAAACAUGUACCAAAUCCUCCUACAGCGUUCUUGAAAAAAAAUGUACUAUAACUUCCAAGUGGAACAUAGCCAAGAGAUCAUUCUACUAUAACCUUAUACUAAAAACAUCUACUCUCCUUACUUGUACGUUCUACCAUAACUAAAGAUGUCCCGAUCGAUCAGCAUCGAUCGGGUCCGAUCACGUCAUUUUCAAAGUAUCGGAAUCUGCAAAAAAAUAUCGG